Pelodiscus sinensis (Chinese soft-shelled turtle) is the source of this 2173-nucleotide messenger RNA. Lineage: Eukaryota; Metazoa; Chordata; Testudines; Trionychidae. The record is from RefSeq and is a predicted model, not a curated record.
AUACGGGCUUAUUAUGCCCAAGAAAGCACUGCAGAAAACUCUGAUUUUGAAGAAACAUUCAGUCUUUGCAGAUGACUCUGAGGAGGAGACAUCUGUGGGUGAGAGUCUUCAAAAAGAAGCAUUGAAAAAGCAAGUAAUGAAGCAAACCAAACUUGAGAUUCAGAAGGCCUUGGCAGAAGAUUCUACAGUGUAUGAAUAUGACAGUAUUUAUGAUGAAAUGCAGCAGCAGAAGAAAGAAAGUAAUGCCCAAGUACUCUCAGGAAAAGAUGACAAAAAGCCCAAGUACAUCCAACAUAUCCUCAAAGCAGCUGAGGUAAGGAAGCAGGAGCAGGAAAAAAGAAUGGAAAAAAAAAUUCAGAAGGAGCGUGAGAUGGAAGGGGGAGCAUUUGAUGACAAAGAGGCCUUUGUGACAUCUGCCUAUAAGAAGAAGCUGCAAGAGAGGGCAGAGGAAGAAGAAAGAGAAAAAAAGGAAGCAGCACUAGAGGCAUGCCUGGAUGUGACCAAACAGAAGGAUCUCAGUGGAUUUUACAGACAUCUUUUAAACCAGACAGUGGGGGAAGAAGAAGUGCCCAAAUGCAGCCUCCGUGAAGUCAGGAUAAAGGAAGAAAAAUCUACCACUAAGUCUGAUGAAUCCAACCAAAGAAAUAAAAGUCCAGAUGAGACACCAAUACUUAAAACCCCCGCUAAGGAAGAGGAUAACCCAGAUGCGGACAGUGACUUAGAAAGUAGUAGUAGGGAUGAUGAUUGUAAAAAUAACAGAACUAGUACUAAAAAGAAGGAAAUUCAAGACCGCUAUGAGAGCAGUGACGAGGAUUCCAAACAUCACCAGAGCCGGAAGCACUCCACUUCAUCAGACUCUUCCAGUGAAGAGAGAAGUCACCACACAAAAAUCCAUAUAAAUCAUCCUAGGAGAGGAGAAAGUAGAACUGGUAGAAGGGGAAAAGAUGAUCAGCACAAGGAAAGGGAUUAUGAGAGAAGAGAUAGGAACCAGGAAAAGGAAGACAGACACAGAUCUGGGGAUCGUACCACUAAAGAGAGCUGCAGAAAGAGGGAUGAACAAGAGAACAGACAGAGGGGGAAAGACAGAAAAGAGAGAGAUGGAUAUGACAAGGAAGGUAGGAAAGAGAAAGAGAGGGAGGACAGUUAUUCAGAAAGGGAACGAGAAAAAGAGCGACUAAGAAAUGACAAAGACAGAUACAGUGAUAGAGAAAGAGGGGAGAAAUGCAGAGAAAAGGAUGACCAUUUGAAGGAAAAGAGAGAGAAAGAUGACAAAAAAUACAGGGACAGGAAGGAAAGUAGUCCUAGGGCCUCCGAAAAAGACAGACCGCAUGACCAGGAAAGAGAGACAAAGGCAAAGGACAGAGGGAGUAAUGACGAGAGAGAUUCGUGCUCAGAGAGAUUUCCUGAAACAAAAAAUAAGGAUGCUGAGGAAGGGCAAAAAGGUGCAGAGCAAAUGGGGGAAAAAACAGUGUAUGUGAGCAAGUUUGCCAAACGGAGCAACGAAGAGACCGUGGUGUCAGCAAGGGAUCGCUACUUGGCUAGACAAAUGGCCCGAGUUAGCACAAAAUCCUACAUAGAGAAAGAAGAGGAUUAGCUUAAUUUCAGUGGCCAAAAAACAAGAGGAGACUGGUGGAAAAAUCACUGCAGCAGGAAAGCAUUGACGUGCAAGUAUUUCCUGACUAGUUUUUGAAAACCUGCUCGGUAAUUUAAUAAAACAAACUUGUGAUUUGAAAUAUUUUGAUGGUCUUUGUACCUUCAUCCAAUCAACUGUACAGGCACGGUAUUUAAUUUGACUGGUUCUCUUCGUCCUGGCAUUCCACACCAUGGCCUCUGCUUGUUAUCUCAUUUGUUCAGAGACAGGGAGCUGUCUGGUACAGGUGAGAACACUUCAGUGCCAGCCUGCAUGUAAUCCUUAUGAGUUUAUACCAGUGCUGCCCCUUGUCUGUAGCAGACAUCACUGUCCAGAGGCAUUAACACAGAGUGUAUGGGAAGGAUAUACAGGCAAACAACCAGAAUAAUAAUUUAGGUGAUGCUGUAUGCAUUGUGGUGUUUUGUAAACCAGGUAAAUUUCAUCUUGACAUAUGUGGAUUUGAAUGUAUAUAACGUAUUCAAGGGUUUUUGUUUUUCUAGUGCUUGCUGUACAGAAAUAUUUAAAUAAAAUGUAAAAUAUGUA